AUUUUACCCUCACAUCCUCGCUCUCCCAGCUACUGGUUAAGUCUUGAAAUAACAACAGAAACUACGCACCGGUACAGUCAUUAUGAAGCAGCUAGGGUUACUUGCUAGAUAACACUGCCUCUGAUUCAGAUCUGCAAAAAUAAGAAGGGAAAACAUCAAGUCACCAAAAACUAUGUGGUCUUUUAUCUUCUCUUUGUCUUCAGAUGUGGAUAUUAUGCAUUUUUAGUAAACCUACACAGCUCUUACUCAUAGAGGAAAUCUGAUCUGCUGCAGCACGGAAACAUCAGUGGUGACCACAGCGUGACAAAUUCCUUAGGGAGCUGCCUGUUUUUAAGCCAAGUGUUCAUGAUCCAGCUGGCUCAGAGGGAUCAACAACCCCCUUGUGAAUAAUGGUUAAAAACGUAUCCCACCUGGAUGCUGAAACCCUGACAAUGCUGCAGAAUAAAGCUAUCUCCAUCACCCUCCCAGUUGUGUAUUCACUGGUGGCAAUGAUCAGUAUCCCUGGCAACUUGUUCUCACUUUGGGUGCUCUGCUGGCACAUCAAACCCAAAACACCUUCUGUUAUCUUCAUGAUCAACCUGAGCAUCACAGAUCUCAUGCUGGCCUGCUGCUUUCCCUUCCAAAUUUCUUAUCACAUCCAAAGCAAUCACUGGACCUUUGGCAAGACUCUUUGCAGCCUUGUGACCGUGAUGUUCUACUCCAACAUGUAUUCUUCCAUACUGACCAUGACUUGUAUCAGCAUCGAGCGGUACAUGGGUGUGGUAUAUCCCAUGAAGUUGAUCAAGUGGAGAAGGAAAAGAUAUGCCCUGGCUGCCUGCCUAGGUAUGUGGAUUUUCUUGCUACUGGCCUUCUACCCACUAGAAAGCACAGAUCUGACCUAUGAAGUGAAAGAACUGGGGAUUAUAACCUGUUUUGACGUCCUCAAAUGGGAUAUGCUGCCCAACUUUGCAGCUUGGGUAGCGUUUCUCCUCACACUGUUUGUUGUGCUCUUCCUGAUCCCUUUUGUUGUAACGGUUGUAUGCUAUAUUGGCAUCAUUCGGAAGCUUAUUCAGACAUCGAACAGAUAUGGUAACAGGCAGAAGACAAGAUCCAUAUACCUGGCGAUGAUAGUCCUUCUGGUAUUCAUCACUUGCUUCGCCCCAAAUAACUUUAUCCUACUCGUGCAUAUGAUCAUCCGCCUAUUUUAUGGCAGGAGUUUGUACCCUGCCUACAAGCUCACCUUGUGCCUCAGUUGCCUCAACAACUGCAUAGAUCCCUUCAUUUAUUAUUUUGCAUCCAAAGAAUUCUACCAGAAAUUCAUGCAAGUGUUUCGCCCUAAGGUACUGGUCAGCGACAGUUUGGAAACCAGAAGGGAAAGCUUAUUCUCUGGCAGGACCAUGUCAGCCAGGUCGAUGUCAAGUGGACCUAUGGAUGGAUUAGAGGGAGUGAAGGUCUAUUUGCAAAGGCAGGAAAGCGUUUUUUAGCCUUAGACAUCCCCAGAAGAAAGGCACGUUUGAGAUCCAUGGGUAGACACAGAAAACAUUUAUUUUUGAAUGGCUACCCUCAAAAUACCUUGCUCCAGUGAGAGAACUCAAGCCAUACUUACAUUGCGCAUCCUACUUCAGUACUUUCCGGUAAGAAAUGGAAGUGUCAUAGGAACUGAUUUUAUUCAAGAAGGCACUGAAGCAAACCCAACAUUGAUAAUUAGGGGUUGGCCUGGAAUUAGUCCUACUAUAUGAAACCAAGGGAUAAGUUUAGAAGGAAAAUUACUUUCAGUUUGUAUUAUCUCAGUGUUUAACCAAAAGUUUGUGAUUCUCACUGAAUGUGAAACUGUAUAUGAAUUAGAGCAUACACUGAAGUUGGAUUUGAGGUAGUUAUUUUUCUAAGCAAUGUGCUGCAUAUUUUUUUUGUUGUUUUUUGGGUUUUUUUAAAUACAUUUCUUUCUCUCCUGUUGUAUCUCUAUAAAAGAAUGAGUAAAAAUAGCUUGUCAUUUUACCAUUAAUGCAUAAUGCACAGCCACUGUGAAUUCACCACAACACUCACCCUACUGUUUAUCAGAACCAAACCACACUAACCUUUGAAAAGGUUAGGUUGACUCAUAUUAUUUAUUUCAAUUUUAUAUAGGAAAAUAUCUCAUACAAUGAAAGGGACGCUAGCACUUACGAUGUUUGAGACUACUUCAGCUGCUGAGCGGAUUAUAUUUUCAUUUCUUGAAGUUAUUAAUUACUCAGGACAGUGGGGUGCGGUUCAUUUAGGAAGACAGAUUUUCUCCUAUCAACCUACUACAGUAAUAACGCUGCUGCUUGUAUGUGAUUGGUAUCAACAAGCCGUUUUCACCAAUUCACUAUAGGCUAUAUGCAGAAGCACCAUCCACCUCAGCAGAGAAUUUAGCUUUAUAUAACGCACGGGCAGUGAGUUUAUCUUCCUUAUGGCAAUGGUGUGGAUUAUUAACCAGAUUUUCAGCUGGGUAUAUGAGAAUUCAACCACAGACUGGAGUAAUUGUAUGCCAGCAGAAACCAGAUGAAAACCUGUCCCUAUGGCCAGAUGUCAGAAACAUACUUCUUUCAAGCAGGCAAACAGAACGAAGAAGAAAAAUGUACCAAAUGCCCUGGAAAUAGGUUAUGGCAGGUUGAUUGUGCAGUCCUGUGUUUGGGAUUCCUCUCUGAAAUAUCCCCCUCCAGCUUGUUUGCAUAUCAUGGGUCAUGUUUUAAUUCUUCUCACAUCACAACAACUGCCUGUGUGCUUGGAAAGAUGACUGCUACAGAAUCUGUAGUGGGAACAGACAAAGGAAAAGUUCUUCCUGUAGUAUUUACAACUUUUUACCUACCUUUGGCCCUCAUUGACAGUGAAAAGCCAAAAAAUACCCGACAGAGCCAGACAAGUUUCCCCUCACAAGCGAGACAAAGCUAUAUGGUGACCUUUUGCUGUGCUGUGACUCCAUCCAACGCUGAGUAGGAGGUUGUCUUUGACAUUGUGGAAAGUUGGUUCAGACAUCACAUGCUAUCCUGAUUUCUGAGCUCCUGUGCUUAAGUAAAAGACAACACCCAAGGCCCUUAAAAUCUGCCUUUUUCCUUUAUAUAUGAGAUGAUUAAAACACAGUUUUCUACCACUAAUCACCACAAAUUUCUUCACGAUAGAGGCUGGAUAACACAAAAUCAGCUGUGACAUGUUUGCACGUCCUAUCUUCUGCUGAAGUGUUGUCUUUCAUUGUAUUUAUAUUCAAUUUAUAUUCAAUUGGAGCAGGAUAAAUGUGAGUGAACCUCGUAAAUUCAAUUUAUAUUCAAUUUAUAUUCAAUUGGAGCAGGAUAAAUGUGAGUGAACCUCGUAAAACCUUUC
Messenger RNA from Chroicocephalus ridibundus (black-headed gull), 3315 nucleotides. It is a transcript of the gene P2RY8, whose product is annotated as P2Y receptor family member 8. The record is from RefSeq and is a predicted model, not a curated record. NCBI's taxonomy places the organism in Eukaryota, Metazoa, Chordata, Aves, Charadriiformes, Laridae. Gene Ontology annotation, molecular function: thrombin-activated receptor activity; G protein-coupled purinergic nucleotide receptor activity. The coding region runs from base 390 to 1463 and encodes 357 amino acids. Gene Ontology annotation, cellular component: plasma membrane. The transcript has 3 exons. Gene Ontology annotation, biological process: positive regulation of Rho protein signal transduction; phospholipase C-activating G protein-coupled receptor signaling pathway; blood coagulation.